AUGGCUCCAUUAGUGCUAGUGCAGCAAAAAACUAGAUCUAUCUACAUCGACCUUACGAAAAGUGAUGAUGAGGAUAACCAACCCCAGGUCCCAGUCCACACCCAACAACCGUUGACGCAUCCAAUCUCAACUUCCCCGAUACUCCCACCGCCCUCACAAUCAGCUACCUCUCGGCGUAUCGUCUCAAAGACCGCCGGUCUAACUACCCGAAUCAUACCUAAUGGCCAUAACAAAUACGAUUUCAGUUUUACGCCAGGUCUCUCGAAAAAGGCGCCAGGUCCCUCGAGGGUUCCUUUACGGCCUUCCCCUUCUACGCCCAACUCUCCGGCCCAAAAAGGUCGGCCUAUAGACCAUUCUCCUAAAAAUGGAGAAAACACAGAUCAGGGUAGGAGCCUCAAUCCAGGGCAUGCUGUCAAGCGAAGGAAGGUUGAGGGUGGAAUGGGCCAUGGGCCUGGUGCUCCGCGCCCCUCACCUUAUGCUUCCCAAGGUUCUGCAUCUCAGGUCAAACCCGAGCCGAAGCAGGAAUCCACCACACGUGGUUCCGCGCGGCGCACGUCUUCUGAUUACCUCUCGGUUGAACACGGCAAUGAGGUUCGGCAGGCUCUUGAGAAACAAGUCUUUCCCCAUAUCUUAGCAGCUUUUUCUGGACAUCGGGGGAAGCUUUCUAGCGCUGAUAGGGAUUGCAUAGGUCAAAAGAUCGCGGGAGAUCUCGUGAAGCCUCCUGUAUUUAUGCAGAACUUCCUUGCGAGUAACUUCAAACUGUCAGCCAAAUACGAAAAGCAGCUCGCACUCCGCGCAGAGAUAUUAGUCAAUCGAUACACAAAGUUGGUUUUGGAAGGGUUAAGCAUCCAUGAUUUAAUGUUUCUGGACUCUGCUGAUGCAGGAUAUGUUCCGAUCGAGAGGACAGCUGACGGUCGCUCAAGUGAAAGCCCAGAAUCUUCUGCCGCUUCUAAUAGUGAUGCCGAAACAUCUGAAUUGGAAGCUGUAGCAGUAGGACAGCGUCAUCUACAUCAGCCAAAACUACACGACUAUUUCUCGUCACUAGCCACGUCACCCAGUACCGACAAUGUUGGACCCAAGACGCCUGAAGAUAGCAAGAUGACCGGUUUUCCAAGCUCUUCAGCGGUAACGAUCAGGACUCGGAGGAGCACCCGAAAUUUACGACCUCAGACGCGCCCCACGACGCCCCCUCCUGUACCGGUUACAAUAGGUGCCCAAACGGCCCUAAAUGGAUCCCGAUCGAAGCAGUCUACUCGAAGUCAUAAAGCAACCGGUGCUUCUACAGAACCAGCUUGCCAGAGAAUUGAGCAUCCCCUUGAUGCUGCGGAUCCUAAGAAAAUCCAUUCUUCCCAUCACCGGGCUGGCCGAUCUUACCUCACGACGCUACUGAGAGAACGUGAAAUGACGGGAAUAGGAGCCCUCAACUUCCGUCAUGGCCAGACAUCUUUUAGAACGGAGGCAAUGAACAAUCUUGAAGAUUCCUUAGUUCCGAAAUCACACUGGACCAAUUGCAGUGGUGACAUUGCUACUAUCAGCUGGGCAGGCGAAGGUGCCUUUGUUUGUGGAUGCAUCGCACAUUCUGAUAGUUACAACAUGCAAUACAACAAACCAGGCAACUUAGUUUUCGGGUCACUACCUUCGGAUACACUGAAAGCCGUUGCGGACCAUCGGAUUAUUCGACCACUAAUCGACCCCGAUCAGAAUAAAGAGAAUGCAUCACAUGCUAUGCGGCAGACACAAGACCCCUGGCUAUAUACAUCUGUUGUCUCAGCUUCGUAUAGUGAGACAAAUGGCCUUACUUUCACAGCCAGCUUUGAUAAGACCGUUAAGAUAUGGGCGGUAUCAGAGGACGGAUCAUCUAUGGCACUGGUUGGGACUUGGGACCAUGAUGACAAGGUGAAUUUUGUCGUUACAUCCCAAGUCCACAACCGUGUAGCUACUGCCGCUGAUGUGUACAACGACGCUAUUCGAGUGUACGAUCCCGAAAAGGAAGAUAUUACCAACUCGCCAUACCAUACAUACAGCGGGAUCAAAGCCCAAGAACAGGCUAAUGAGGUUCGGGCUCAGGAUACCUGGGCAUAUUUUCCGGCCACUAUACAGUGGGGCAAAUCUCCGAGUGUCUCAAACCUCCUACUCGUUGGCUAUUCGCCUCGAAGCGUCGCAGGAGAUGAUGCCGAUAUUCCGGAGGACAAGAAGAAUAGCGGCGAGCUUUGUAUUUGGAACGCCGAGGACCAGUCUCGAAUUGCAAUAGGCGCAGGAAGCCCAGGACGUACACAAAACGUUUUCGAAGUGGUGUGGCAUCCGAGCCAGCCAUGCUUUCUUGCGGCGACGUCCCCAUGUGGGACCAUUGCACCCGAUAAAACUCGAACUCAGGUUCAAUUUUUUGCCCAGAACGAAUGUGGCGUUUUUAUCAGCAUUAGAGCUCUUGAUUGUCCAGCUCUUGAUAUCAACGAGCUCACCAUCAUGCCCAACAGCAGACUUCAUUGCUACGUCGGAGCUAGCUGUACUGACGGCAAUACAUAUGUUUGGGAUACUGCCGCUCGGAGUGAUGAACCAAUUCACAUCCUAAAUCACGGAGAGUCUCUCGACAACCCCCUCCCGGAUAUCCCUCGCGAAAUUGGUGACGCAGGAGUAAAGUUUGCAACUUGGGGACAAACCUGCGAGCGCUUGUAUACCGGAUCAUCGGACGGUAGAGUAAACGCGUGGAAUGUCCAAGCACCGCCUAGAAAGGCAUUUAUUCGAACGGUUCUCGAAGUCUCUGGAGGCAUAUCUGCUGGAGUCUUCUCGAAGGACUACUCUAAGUUGCUAAUUGGCGAUUCAACGGGGAAGGUUCAUUUAUUAGCGUUUGAUGAUAGCGACGCAGAAGUAGAAACGCCUCUAUUAGACCCUCCUACCAUUGGAUUAGGCGCUAGACUGAGCACCUUGCCAGUAGCCAUUCCCCAGCCGCCAAAGCUAGUCGUUCCACACGCGGAACCACCCAUACCAUCAAGUCCUGACGAGAAAUCUAAUAAUAUUAGUACUGACGAAGAGUCCGGCCCAGAAUUAGCACAUAAGUUCUUGGCAGAAGGCCAACUCAUCUUAUACCCAGAUCCGCUAGUCGGUGCAGUACAAGGCCCUAAUUACUAUGAGACUAGCUUGUUUCGAGCAGAAGCUCACGAGGAGGAAGAUAUAAAAAGGCCCCUUAAACCUAGUUUCCGAGCUAGCCAGAAGUUCAAGAAGUCUUCUAGGGCAAAGCCACUUGAUAUUCCGAAGCUGAAGCUAGUUAAAUGCUCGGGUAUUGAGUUACACUUUAAUAAUCUAAAGCUAGACGGGGAAUUCAAGGCCGAGAAUAUUGAAUUUGAGUGCGAUUGUCUACUUAUAGAAGAGUUAGACUAA
This is a messenger RNA of Venustampulla echinocandica, 3375 nucleotides long. RefSeq lists its product as uncharacterized. Gene Ontology annotation, biological process: regulation of actin cytoskeleton organization; TOR signaling. The record is from RefSeq and is a predicted model, not a curated record. Gene Ontology annotation, molecular function: protein binding. The coding region runs from base 1 to 3375 and encodes 1124 amino acids. The transcript is spliced from 5 exons. Gene Ontology annotation, cellular component: TORC2 complex; TORC1 complex. NCBI's taxonomy places the organism in Eukaryota, Fungi, Ascomycota, Leotiomycetes, Helotiales, Pleuroascaceae.